Messenger RNA from Thecamonas trahens ATCC 50062, 1124 nucleotides. Its product is annotated as sjogren syndrome antigen B. Gene Ontology annotation, molecular function: mRNA binding. The record is from RefSeq and is a predicted model, not a curated record. Bases 12 to 1124 code for a protein of 370 amino acids. Lineage: Eukaryota; Apusomonadida; Apusomonadidae. The transcript is spliced from 2 exons. Gene Ontology annotation, biological process: RNA processing. Gene Ontology annotation, cellular component: nucleus.
CCCUCCCAACCAUGGCUGACACGACUUCCGCCGCAGCCCGCGCCCGCAAGCAGAUCGAGUUCUACUUUUCCGACUCGAACCUCCCGCGUGACAAGUACCUCCUUAACCUCACUGCCCAGAACUCUGACGGCUUUGUUCCUCUUGAGGAGCUCGCCAAGUUCAAGCGUGUGCAGCAGAUGGGACUCGACAACGAGGCCCUGGCGGCGGCUCUGGGCGAGUCGGACGCCCUGGUUGUCUCGGACGACGGCAAGAACGUCCGUCGGGCUCAGCCGCUGCCGGCCAAGCUCGACAUCGAUGAGCGGUCGAUUUACGCCAAGGGCUUUGUUCGUGAUGGUGAGGUGACGACCAUCGAGUCGAUCACCGAGCUCUUUGCUGAGCACGGCAAGGUGCUCUCCGUCCGCCUCCGCCGCACCCCGCAGACCCAUCUGUUCAAGGGCUCGGCCUUUGUCGAGUUUGCCACCGUCGACGAGGCCAAGGCCAUCAUUGCCAAGGAGAUCCGCGCUGCGCCCGAGCUGGAGCCGCUGGCCAUGGAGAUGAAGCUCGACUACCUCACCCGUGCCCGCGCCAAGAAGAUCGAGCGCCGCAACGCAUCCAAGGCUGCCGCUGCGCCGCCGACCGAGGAGGCCAUCGCUGCCGAGGUUGCCGCUGAGAUCGCCGCCUUUGACGUCAUCCCCGGCUGUGUUGUUCACGUGACCGAGCUGGCCUCUGAGGGCAUCUCCCGCGAAGACAUGCUCCCCAUCUUCCGCGCCUAUGGCGACGUCCAGCGCGUCGACUUUUCGCGCGGCCAGACCGAGGGCUACAUCCGCUUCGCCGCCCCUGUCGCCGCCGCCGCCGUCGCCGACCUCUCCACCGACGAUACCAAGCGCACCCUGGCCGACAAGGUCUUUGCUGUUGCUGUUGUCGACGGCGAGGCCGAGACCAAGUACUGGCACGGCGUUGUCGAGGCCCGCGUCCGCGGCCGCAUCUCGCGCAUGGGCGCCAAGGGCAUCCAGCACGCUGCCCCCAAGCGCAAGGCCGAGGACGACGCCGCAGCCGGCGACGACGGCGCGGCGCCCGCCAAGAAGCAGAAGACGCUUGAUGGCGAGGCUGCGGCCACUGCCGAGGCGCCUGCUGCUUCCGAGUAA